AGUCAACUCAAAACCCAGCCCCCUGCAGUGUUGUUAUUGUGAUGUUAGAGUUGGGGGGGGUAUGAGCUUUGUUUUCUGUUCGGGAGAAGGAAUAUGAAUAUAUAUGCCUGUAUAUACUUCUGCAAACGUACCCUUUAAUCUUUUUAGGAAAGAUUAACCCGAAUAGUGGCUAGCGAAAGUCCCAAAGAAAUGGAGACGCGGAUAUCAGAGCUUUUUGCUCCAGGCUCUGGACAGAACGGGUCGGGGUCUCAAGAAGUUGGGUUUAAUCCACUAAACGGCUUCGGGGCGCUUUCUAAAAAGGCCAGCGGUGCGAAGAACAACAAGAGAGCCAAGGCUCGGACGACACGACACUCGAAACCGGGUCACUACCCCCCGUAUCUCCCUCCAGAGGCAGAAGAAGGAAAUAUAGAAUACAAGUUGAAGCUGAUAAACCCUACGCAGUACCGCUUUGAGCACCUCGCCACGCAGAUGAAAUGGCGGCUGCAGGAGGGCCGUGGCGAGGCGGUCUACCAGAUCGGCGUGGAGGACAACGGCAUGCUGGUGGGCCUGUCGGAGGAGGACAUGAGGACGUCGCUCGAAACCCUCCACAGGAUGGCUGAGAAAGUCGGAGCGGACAUCACUGUGCUCAGAGAGUGUGAGGUGGACUACGACUCUGACGAUCCUCGUAAGAUCGCAGAGGUGCUCAUCCGCAAGGUCCCAGAUGACCAGCAGUUCCUGGACCUGCGGGUCGCCGUCUUGGGAAACGUGGACUCGGGGAAGUCCACCCUGUUGGGGGUCUUGACGCAAGGGGAGCUGGACAAUGGACGGGGGAGAGCCAGGCUCAACCUCUUCAGACACCUCCACGAGAUCCAGACCGGUCGCACCUCCAGCAUCAGCUUUGAGAUCCUUGGCUUCAACAGCAAAGGGGAGGUGGUGAACUACAGCGAGUCGCGGACAGCGGAGCAGAUCUGUGAGAGCGCCUCUAAGAUGAUCACCUUCAUCGACCUGGCAGGACACCACAAGUACCUGAAGACCACCAUCUUCGGCCUCACCACCUACUGCCCUGACUUUGCCAUGUUGGUCGUCAGUGCAAACACCGGCAUUGUGGGCACCACCCGGGAGCACCUGGGCCUGGCCAUGGCGCUGAAGGUGCCCAUCUUCAUCGUGGUGACCAAGGUGGACCUGUGCACGCGGGCCACGGUGGAGCGCACCGUGCGCCAGCUGGAGCGCGUGCUGAAGCAGCCCGGCUGCAACAAGGUGCCCCUGGUGGUGGGCGGCCCCGACGACGCCGUCGCCGCCGCCCAGCAGUUCGCCCAGACGCCCAACAUCACUCCCAUCUUCACCCUGUCCAACGUGUCGGGGGAGAGCUUGGAGCACCUCAAGGUCUUCUUCAACAUCCUGCCUCCCCUCAGCAACAGCAAGGAGCAGGAGGAGCUCAUGCAGCAGCUCACAGAGUUCCAGGUGGAUGAGAUCUACACGGUGCCCGAGGUGGGGACGGUGGUCGGGGGAACUCUCUACAGUGGUAUCUGCCGUGAGGGGGAGCAGCUGGUGGUAGGGCCCACGGACUCGGGCCAGUUCCACAAGCUGACGGUGGAGAGCAUCCAGAGGAACCGCUCUGGGUGCAGGGUGCUGAGGGCCGGCCAGGCCGCCACGCUGGCCCUGGGCGGCUUCGACCGCGCCUUACUGCGCAAGGGCAUGGUGAUGGUCAGCCCAGAGAUGGACCCCACCAUCUGCUGGCAGUUUGAGGCUGAGAUCGUGCUGCUGUUCCACGCCAAAACCUUCCACAAGGGCUUCCAGGUCACGGUGCACGUGGGCAACGUGAGGCAGACCGCCACCGUCGUGGCCGUGCACGGAAAGGAGGAGCUGCGGACGGGCGAGAAGGCGGUGGUGCGCUUCAAGUUCAUCAAGCACCCGGAGUACCUGAAGGUGGGGGCCAAGCUGCUGUUCCGCGAGGGCGUGACCAAGGGCAUCGGCCACGUCACCAAGCUGCAGCCGGCCUCCCACUACCACCCCACCCCGCCCUCCCACAGCGAGGACGACGAGGCCUAGGGCCCCCCACCGGCAAAGACCCUCCGCUCUAAAGAACCACAACCAUGCCGUCCUUCUGGAACCAGGUUCUUUGUUCCCCAGCUUGUCUCCCCCGUGUCCUUAUCUCGCUUUCUCCUCCGAUGCGGAAUCUCUCAGGCUAUUUCUGCAAACAGAAAACAGAAGACCUUUUGCUUCGCCUGUUCGUUGUUUGGGUUUGUCCCUCUUGUGUGUACCUUUUUCAAAGCCUUACGACCACCAAACUCCUCUCCUUCUGUCUUACACAAACAUAUUUUAAAGGUACCUAUGACUUGUUUGUCGAGGCUGUGGCAACUCCGGACAUUGUGUAAGAAGAGCAUGUCCCCUGCGAGGUACACCAGAAAGAACUGCUACCAAAGCUCUGUAAUUGUUACUCCCACCUGGUUGAAAUGUUACCAACUGAAGCCACCGGCAUUCAACCCACAACAACGGAUGCAGUGCUGCCUUCAAAGUAUAAAGAUGCACAAACCAGAACCACUUGCACUGAAACAAUAGUGUUCAAUACGGCACUGAGAGAUCUGCUCAUAAACCUUUACGGCACACGCCUGUUUACAAACUCAAGGCUAGUGGUGCCGGACCUGUACUCACGUUAAGCAGCUAGAGUUUGUUAAGAUGAGUGAGAGAGGAGCCACCACCAUCACUGUUGUUAUUGUUGAUGUUGUUGUCAUGACGCCAGGGUAUCAUCUUGCAUCUCUCAUCUAUUUUACCAACACAGUGCCUAUCUCGAAAUGAGGCAUUUCAUUUCUUCUUCUGAAGCUACAAUACCUUUUGGUUUAGUUCUCACUGAAGACAAACGUGUUUAUGAAACAAAAAAUGUGUAGUCUAACAUUUGCACCAUGAAUGGAGAAUGUUGAUCAGGUGGUCCGACCAGACGUAGCUGUUUUACAAGUGUGUUGACUUUGUCGAAGUGAGUUUCAUUGAUUGGAAACUGCACUUUAUGGAGAUGGUGUGAAUCCCAGGACCGUACACUGGGGUUACGUUUCAAGUUUCAGAGGCCGGCCACGUUUUUGUGGGCAUUACCGAUUUUGACGGAAUUACGUUUUGUGUGACUCACUAAUAACACCUAAAGCUACUGCCAAUCUCAGAAGUGCAUUAGUUGCUCAGGAAAAACGUAACUGGCUAUGUACUGCAUUCCACUCUUAACAAAAGGACGAAGAUUUGAAUUUGUUAGUUGGAAGGGUUUAAAGAAAAAAGAAAAAAAAAGGAUGUUUCUCCCAAAGAAACGCAAUAAUUCGUCUUCUUUGAGUAUGCGUUAUCUAUGUAGAGCCGCCCUUUGAGGUGGCAAUAUUAUAUGUUUUUGUUUGAGGAUCCUCCCCCCCCCCCCCCCCCUGAAAGUUACUGAGGCUAUUAAGUAGGAUCUGUUAGAGCACAGUGCCUAGUAAUGGAUCUACUGUUUCAGCCUUCUAUUCAGCAACCUGCUGUUGAACUCCAAAAAGGUUUAACAGGGAAAACUUGUGUCCGGUGCUACUCUUUGAAAUGGUCCUUGUUCAAAAUCGAGCAAUUAGGCAAUUAGAGGAAAAGUUUCUUUGUUUUGUUCUAGGCUUUUGUGAGCCAUGCCAGCUGUCUUUAUAUAUUAUUGAAAGUUUUUUGGUGAUUGAAUGAAGAGUGUUCGCUCUCUGAAUGAAAAUGAAAAUAUAUUAAGGGAGGGAAUGGCAAAAACUAAUGCCAGGUGUUCGGUUACAUCUCUGCUAUGCAGUUUGUGGUCAUCAUUAUGAGGAAUGUGUAUCAACCAAAAAUACAUGAUCAGCUGUUUGUAAAAGGAGUUAGAAAACCAUAUCAGGUGUUACAUUUUUUGUUUCGGUAUGGAAAAUAAUAGUCAUUUUAUAGAUUUGUAGUGGGGUUUUAACUUUUACAAGAUUUAUUAGAACACGAUACUUUUAAACCUUUACAAACACAGAUUGUCACUUUUUUUGCAACCUCAAGUUCAGACUGAUUGUAACGUUUUAAUCAUUCGGGUGAAGUAUGAUAUAAGUUUAUGUACAAAUCCAGACUGUAUAUUGUGAUGUACAUAAAUAAAAGUAAUGUAUUACUUGAUAUAGUUUGAGAUGAUUGACACAUGUAGAUAAUUAGGUUUAAUGGUUUCAACUCAUGAUUUGAAUCCUCCUAAUCUGAGUGUAGAAAGCAUUAACAAAAACAAGCAAGUUGCUCCUUAAUAAUAAUAACUUAACUAUCCUUAAGGCAACCAGUCAGGGUUAACAUGUUUACAACACCUUGAAAGCAUGGAAACGUGUCCCAACCUGAUGACCAAGAAAAGUCAACAUUGGUUCAAACCCUUUAGCUGUUAUGAAGUAUUAACACGAACAUUGGCAGUUGUUUACUAUACUUGAUCAAUGUAGUGCGUGUGGGUCUUUGACAAGGCUUAUCACCUAAAGCUGCACUGCUCUGACCUUUUCAGAUUAGCUCAGGGCCUCUGCUAGAUUUCCCUGACACCAAGUCGUCUAAACAUUUGAAAACUCACUAAUGAUUGUAAAUAUAAGUAUAUAUUCCUUAUGCUUGAUGGUGUACAAUACAUCUAAACACAGGCAUCAAUCAAAACAAAAGAUAAGGUGGACAAUAUGCUUGUUUUAUUUGUACACCAUUUUCUUUAAUCGAGACUCCAUACAAAAAUAUAUAAAUAUCCAAAAAAGUUUAAUAUCCCAGCCUAGUUGUCGUAUCAAAUAGUGCAUUUAAUUUUAGUAUGUAGACAUUCAAGAUAGGCCUUAAGACUAAAAACUAUGAUAGAAAGUCAAGUCAUUCUUCAUGGAAACCCAUAACCCCUAUUCGCUUGGGGAGCGUGGCCCACAACAACGCAUCCUCAGUUCUUCUUAAAGAAAGAAUCCAAGGGCCCCCCUUGGGGUCGGGGUCUUUUCGACUGGGGUCCAGACUGUCCUCUGGACUUCGACUUCCCCCGGGUCGCCUGGUUCGUUGCGGAAG
Gadus chalcogrammus (walleye pollock) is the source of this 4956-nucleotide messenger RNA. RefSeq names its product GTP-binding protein 2-like. The transcript has 12 exons. The record is from RefSeq and is a predicted model, not a curated record. Lineage: Eukaryota; Metazoa; Chordata; Actinopteri; Gadiformes; Gadidae. Gene Ontology annotation, biological process: translational elongation. Bases 190 to 2028 code for a protein of 612 amino acids. Gene Ontology annotation, molecular function: GTP binding; translation elongation factor activity; GTPase activity.